GCCAAUCCUGGCACCUGUGCGCCGAGCCACUGCACCGAGGAGGACCCUACUCCGGGUGAACACCGGGCUUGAAGCCACGGACACCCAGCCCCAGUGCAGCGGGUUCUCGCCGGCGGGACCUGCAGCCGCCCACUCGGGCCACCGCCACCGCCUCCUGCAGUUGCGGAGCGCUCAGCCCCUCCGAGACGCCCGCUGCGCCCUGGCCCCUGGGGAUCCUCGCCCUGCACAGGCGCGGCAACGGGCAGGGGUUGUUACGGAGUUGGGUGCAGGAUUCGCCUUUCCUGCUUGUCUCUUCUCCGCCCAGGAUUUAUUGUCUGUGGAGCCUUCUGGGGGCGGGGAGGGAGCUGCGCCUCCGCCACCGCCGCCGCCGCCGCCGCUGCUGCUGCGGUCGCUAGCGCGGCGCGCUGGGCAGGCUGAGGCUGGGGAGUGGACGCGCUCCUGCCUCCCCCGCCGGCGCUUCGGGCUUCCCCUCAGCCGCUUCCCGCGGGAACCUCUCCAGCCGUCCACCUGAAGGGCACUGGCAUCAUGGUCUAACGUGGCACCUUCCUGGAUUCCCCUCUAUCUCCUGUUCUUCCUACCUUCUACUCCUUCCCUCCUCUUCUCCUCCGAAGACCCUGGCGCCCACUCCACUGCGGACCCCUGAACACUUAAGGAAUAACCCUUGGCAGCUGCACGACUACGCUCUCCGAAACCUCAUGGGCAGUUUCUCCCGCCGGCGAUGAUGGAGAACCUAAUAAGGGGAAGGAAUCCCCCGCAAUACCAGAGAAGUCCUUGUAAAGAGGUUCGUGCAGCACUUCGGAAGAGGCCUGAAGAGGAGUUGCAGUGCCUGGAGAUGACCACCAAACGGAAAAUCAUCGGCCGUCUGGUGCCAUGCCGAUGUUUCCGAGGUGAAGAAGAAAUCAUCUCAGUUUUAGAUUACUCCCACUGCAGUCUUCAGCAGGUGCCAAAGGAGGUCUUUAACUUCGAACGAACAUUAGAGGAGCUUUAUCUAGAUGCCAAUCAAAUUGAAGAACUACCCAAGCAAUUGUUCAACUGUCAAGCUCUACGAAAACUAAGUAUUCCUGAUAACGACCUUUCAAAUCUGCCAACCACUAUUGCUAGUUUAGUUAAUCUUAAAGAACUCGACAUCAGUAAAAAUGGUGUACAAGAAUUUCCAGAAAACAUAAAGUGCUGUAAGUGUUUAACAAUUAUUGAAGCCAGUGUCAAUCCCAUUUCUAAACUACCUGAUGGCUUCACACAGCUCCUAAACCUGACCCAGCUCUACCUGAAUGACGCCUUUCUUGAAUUUCUUCCAGCCAAUUUUGGAAGACUUGUCAAAUUGCGGAUCUUGGAGUUAAGAGAAAAUCACUUGAAAACUCUACCAAAGUCAAUGCACAAACUGGCCCAGUUGGAAAGACUUGACCUAGGCAAUAAUGAAUUCGGUGAGCUGCCUGAAGUUCUGGAUCAAAUACAAAAUUUGAGGGAGUUAUGGAUGGAUAAUAAUGCAUUACAAGUGUUACCUGGGUCUAUAGGGAAGUUAAAGAUGUUGGUAUACCUGGAUAUGUCAAAAAACAGAAUAGAAACAGUUGACAUGGACAUUUCUGGAUGUGAAGCCCUUGAGGACCUCUUAUUGUCAUCCAAUAUGUUGCAACAAUUGCCUGAUUCUAUAGGACUUUUGAAAAAACUAACAACUCUAAAAGUAGAUGACAAUCAACUUACAAUGCUACCCAAUACAAUUGGAAAUUUAUCUUUAUUAGAAGAAUUUGACUGUAGCUGUAAUGAACUGGAGUCACUACCUUCUACUAUUGGCUACCUUCAUAGUCUUCGGACAUUAGCAGUUGAUGAGAAUUUCCUUCCAGAAUUACCCAGAGAAAUUGGAAGUUGUAAGAAUGUAACAGUCAUGUCUCUACGCUCCAACAAAUUAGAAUUUCUUCCUGAAGAGAUUGGACAGAUGCAGAAACUAAGAGUCCUAAAUUUGAGUGACAACAGAUUGAAGAAUUUACCAUUCUCAUUUACCAAACUUAAAGAGCUUGCAGCUUUGUGGCUUUCUGACAAUCAGUCCAAAGCCCUUAUCCCUUUACAAACAGAAGCCCAUCCAGAAACAAAGCAAAGAGUAUUGACUAACUACAUGUUUCCCCAGCAGCCUCGUGGUGAUGAAGAUUUCCAGUCAGACAGUGACAGCUUUAACCCUACACUGUGGGAAGAGCAGAGACAACAACGCAUGACUGUUGCCUUUGAAUUUGAAGACAAAAAAGAAGAUGACGAAAAUGCUGGGAAAGUUAAGGAUCUCUCCUGCCAAGCCCCCUGGGAAAGGGGCCAGCGUGGGAUUACUCUCCAACCUGCCAGACUGUCUGGCGAUUGCUGCACACCAUGGGCCAGGUGUGAUCAGCAGAUCCAAGAUAUGCCCGUCCCCCAGAAUGACCCACAGCUGGCAUGGGGUUGUAUAAGUGGCCUCCAGCAGGAAAGGAGCAUGUGUACUCCAUUGCCAGUUGCAGCACAAUCCACCACUCUUCCCUCUCUAAGUGGCAGACAGGUUGAAAUAAACCUAAAACGAUAUCCAACUCCUUACCCAGAGGAUUUAAAGAAUAUGGUAAAAUCUGUUCAAAAUUUGGUGGGUAAGCCAAGCCAUGGAGUGCGUGUUGAGAAUUCAAAUCCAACUGCUAACACGGAGCAAACUGUGAAAGAAAAAUAUGAACACAAGUGGCCGGUAGCCCCAAAGGAGAUUACAGUGGAGGAUUCUUUUGUUCAUCCAGCUAAUGAAAUGAGGAUUGGGGAACUUCACCCUUCAUUAGCUGAGACCCCUCUGUACCCACCCAAACUUGUUCUGCUAGGGAAGGACAAAAAAGAAUCAACUGAUGAGUCUGAAGUUGACAAAACUCACUGUCUGAAUAACAGUGUUUCCUCAGGCACUUACUCAGACUACUCGCCUUCCCAGGCUUCCUCAGGAUCCUCUAAUACCCGGGUUAAAGUGGGGUCCUUGCAGACAACAGCUAAAGAUGCAGUACAUAAUUCUUUGUGGGGUAACAGGAUUGCACCAUCUUUCCCACAGCCUCUUGAUUCAAAGCCAUUACUCAGCCAGCGGGAGGCUGUUCCCCCAGGCAAUAUACCACAGCGUCCUGACCGGCUGCCCAUGAGUGAUACUUUCACUGACAACUGGACUGAUGGCUCGCAUUAUGACAACACAGGGUUUGUUGCUGAGGAAACCACAGCCGAGAAUGCCAACAGUAAUCCUCUCUUAAGUUCGAAAUCUAGAAGCACAUCUUCGCAUGGACGCAGGCCUUUGAUCAGGCAAGACAGGAUUGUUGGUGUUCCCCUGGAACUCGAGCAGUCUACACACAGACACACACCAGAAACAGAAGUGCCUCCUUCCAAUCCUUGGCAGAAUUGGACCAGAACCCCUAGUCCGUUUGAAGACAGGACCGCUUUUCCUUCCAAAUUAGAGACAACCCCCACUACCAGCCCAUUGCCUGAAAGGAAAGAACAUAUAAAGGAAUCUACUGAAAUACCUAGUCCUUUUUCUCCAGGCGUACCAUGGGAGUAUCAUGAUUCCAAUCCCAACAGGAGUCUUAGUAAUGUCUUUUCUCAAAUCCACUGCCGCCCGGAAUCUUCUAAAGGUGUUAUUUCAAUUAGCAAAAGCACAGAGAGGCUUUCCCCCCUAAUGAAAGAUAUCAAGUCUAAUAAAUUCAAAAAGUCACAGAGUAUCGAUGAGAUUGACAUUGGUACAUAUAAGGUGUAUAACAUACCAUUAGAAAACUAUGCUUCUGGGAGUGAUCACUUAGGAAGCCACGAACGACCGGAUAAGAUGCUGGGACCAGAGCAUGGUAUGUCCAGUAUGUCUCGAAGCCAGUCAGUCCCAAUGCUGGAUGAUGAGAUGCUCACCUACGGAAGUAGUAAGGGGCCACAACAACAAAAAGCUUCUAUGACAAAAAAAGUCUAUCAGUUUGACCAAAGCUUCAAUCCUCAAGGAUCAGUGGAAGUGAAAGCCGAAAAGAGGAUACCACCCCCUUUUCAACACAAUCCCGAGUACGUGCAACAGGCCAGCAAAAACAUCGCCAAGGAUUUGAUUAGUCCUAGAGCUUACAGAGGAUACCCACCGAUGGAGCAAAUGUUUUCAUUUUCUCAGCCAUCUGUGAAUGAGGAUGCUGUGGUGAAUGCCCAGUUCGCAAGCCAAGGGGCCAGGGCGGGCUUCCUGAGAAGGGCCGACUCCCUGGUGAGCGCCACAGAAAUGGCCAUGUUUAGAAGGGUCAAUGAGCCUCAUGAGCUGCCCCCAACUGAUAGGUACGGCAGACCCCCAUAUAGGGGAGGGCUGGAUCGCCAAAGCAGCGUUACAGUGACUGAGUCCCAGUUCCUGAAAAGGAAUGGCAGGUAUGAAGAUGAACACCCUUCAUAUCAAGAAGUGAAAGCUCAGGCGGGAAGUUUUCCGGUUAAAAACCUUACCCAAAGGAGGCCAUUGUCUGCGAGAAGCUACAGUACAGAGAGUUACGGUGCCUCCCAAACCAGGCCAGUUUCAGCUAGGCCUACUAUGGCAGCUCUUUUGGAAAAAAUACCAUCUGACUAUAACUUGGGUAACUAUGGUGACAAGCCAUCAGAUAACAGUGAUUUAAAGACGAGGCCUACUCCUGUGAAGGGAGAGGAGAGCUGUGGUAAAAUGCCUGCAGACUGGAGACAACAGCUGCUUAGACAUAUAGAAGCUAGACGGUUAGACAGGAAUGCUGCUUACAAACACAAUACAGUUAACCUUGGCAUGCUGCCCUAUGGAGGUAUUUCAGCAAUGCAUGCAGGCAGAAGCAUGACUUUAAACUUGCAGACUAAGUCUAAAUUUGAUCAUCAAGAACUACCUCUUCAGAAAACCCCGUCCCAGCAAAGCAACAUUUUAGACAAUGGACAAGAAGAUGUAUCUCCUAGUGGCCAAUGGAAUCCUUAUCCACUUGGGAGGCGGGAUGUACCUCCGGACACCAUUACUAAGAAGGCAGGCAGCCACAUCCAGACGUUGAUGGGGUCCCAAAGCCUUCAGCAUCGCAGCCGGGAGCAGCAGCCGUAUGAAGGAAAUAUAAACAAAGUGACCAUCCAGCAAUUUCAGUCACCAUUGCCUAUUCAGAUCCCCUCUUCACAGGCCACCCGGGGACCUCAGCCUGGACGGUGCUUAAUUCAAACUAAAGGGCAAAGGAGUAUGGAUGGAUAUCCAGAGCAGUUUUGUGUGAGAAUAGAAAAGAAUCCUGGCCUUGGAUUUAGUAUCAGUGGUGGAAUUAGUGGACAAGGAAAUCCAUUCAAACCUUCUGACAAGGGUAUCUUUGUUACUAGGGUUCAGCCUGAUGGGCCAGCAUCAAACCUACUGCAGCCUGGUGAUAAGAUCCUUCAGGCAAAUGGACACAGUUUUGUACAUAUGGAACAUGAAAAAGCUGUAUUACUACUGAAGAGUUUCCAGAACACAGUAGACCUAGUUAUUCAACGUGAGCUUACUGUCUAAAUAUUUUUUAUAAAUAGUGAAGAUACGUCUAGCCAGACCUAAUGUUCAAAAAUAAAUUUAUACAUAGAAACAAAUUUUGCCAAUUGCUGGACCAAUGGCAAACAUUAGUGCCAAAUGUAUAAUACUAUAUGUUAGCACUGACCAUCCUUAAAAAAUGUUAACUCUAUAAAUAUGAUGUUCAUGUGGUUAUGUAUUAGUUUUAAUUGUCAGCCUCUGGCUGUGCAUUGGUGCAGUUUUGUUUCUGUUUUUGUUUUUGUUUUUAAUCAAAUAAGUUUCUUCUCAAAAUGGAUUUCAUAUAAUUUCGGAGCACGGAAGCACACACAAGCUCUUUAUGAAUUCUGCUCUCCAUCAGAAACACUGCCUCAAAGUUGUAUAUGCCUUUAUAUAGAAAAUACAAAUAUAAAGAAUUGUAAUUCCCAUAAAAUAUUUCUAGCACAAGGUAUAUGUUGGCAUAUAUACAAAAAGAAUAUAGAGAAAAACAAUAUUUUCAUAAACUAAACAUCUCAGAUAGAGAAAAAAUAUAUCUUAAAAUAAGACUUUACUAUAUUGAAUCUUUUUCAAUAAAAAUUACAUGAUAAUGCCUUAUGAAAGUAACUGUACAUAUGGUAUAAAGUGUUUAUAUUUGGUUCCAUAUUCAUUUGCUAAAUUCUCAUGACACAGAGUGAAAUAUUUCAUAAAUUAGCCAUUUAUCUCUGGGACCCAAAUAAAAAUAGGAUGAACUAAUUUGUUCAAUGCCUUUAGCUAAUUACAAUACAUGCAGAGUUUAGAAACAGACUAAAGGUCAUUGUAGUUAAGUCUUUUUCACCACAAAUUUAAGCAGUGGAUGAUGGGUGGCAGGAAAGGUAUUGCUUUAUUUCUUUCAAGUUCAUGUUGAUUAUAAACUGUAGCCCCUGUGAUUUCUUUACUUGUAAAUGUGGAAUUUAUUUGUGUGUUGCUUAAUCUAAUUUGCUGCUUUUUAAAUUAUUUAAAACGAAUUUUGGAAAUUGAUAAAAUUUAUCAUUACGAAAGACUGCUGUUAGAAAGUUAUGGUAGGUGAUUUUAAAUCCUUGGUAUUUAAAUAUGAAACUUCAAAUAUAAUUUCUCAGAGCUGUGGUCUACCUGUAUCAUUAAUUUCAAUGGCUGUUUUUCUGGGCAGAAAUAGAUAAAAUACUUUUUUUCCAAAAACAGUUUCAAGGUAUGUAAAAUCCUGAAUGCUUUUUCACUGAAGAGAAAGACAAGCAUGGUUAAUGUAGAAUUAUUUACUUUUCCAUUGAAACUAUUUUCCUGCAUAAAUGAUCAAAAUUUAUUUUAUAAUCCUUUAAAAUACUUAUCUUUCAUAUUAGUCAUUAAUUUAAUUACAAUAUUAAUUUGAAUUUCCAGGAUAAUUUCCCGGAGUUGGUUGCAUGCAUUAUCUUUCAUAAUUUUACAUAGUUCUUUUGUUAUAUAAUGAAUUUACUUUACAUGCUAGUGUUUCAAGUAUUGUAUGAGGAUUUUCACAAUAGUAUCACUGAAUGAUGUCACCAGAGCUCUGAGAAUAAUAUUUGUAAGUUAACUGUUUUAUGGGGACAUUGAAAAUAUUGUAUUUUUGUAGGGUCUAUUAAAAUGAGUGUCACUUAUUAGAAGUACAGUGGUAUUUUUUGGCAAUAGAAUUUGUCACUUGGGAGAAAAUAAUACUUCACUUUAUAGAUGAUGCACUAAUUUUGAUGUUGCUUUAUGUCAGGGUGACAUUAUACCAUGAUUUUAUAGGGUUUGACAAUUAGCUAAUGAUUAACUGAUUGGCCUAUUUAGUAUGUUUCCCAGAAGUAACUUUUAAAUGCAUUUUAAUAUAUUGAGAGUUUCAGAUGAGAAAUGUCUUUCAGAGACUAAUUUUCUUUGUUGAAAACUCAUGUCAAGCCACCAUAUCCAGAUAUUAUAGGAUGAUCAUCAUUAAUCAAGACAGAGGCCUUUACUGGCCUCAUAAGAUCACUUAAAGAAAAAAAACUCAUGGCUGUAGUUUGGUGGCAAUGAAACAUCUGAAAUCAUCCCAUCAGUUUUUCUUAAUCUUUUAUGGGAGAAGUGGGAGAAGAGCCAGAUAUAGAACUGCCCCAAGUCUUUUUCUUAUGGUUUCUAUAUCAAACCCAGGGCUUCAGGAGAUCCUUCUAAGACACACAGCUGAAAGGAUCAUAAUCCUAGUAAACACCUCUGCCACUCCUGAUGUGACAACAUUGUCCUGAGCCACUUCUUUAGUACUUCCUGUUCUGCAGUUCAGAAAUGAGGAAAAGAGAAAAGGGAUCCUUGACCAACUGGAAAAGUUAUCUGAUAUGCCAAAGCACCUCACUGUCAAUAGUACUGCCAUGUUGCAUACUGAGAACAGGCAGGUAAUAAUGAAAACAGGCAGGCCAGGCGUGGUGGCUCACACUAGUAAUCCCCACACUUUGGGAGGCCAAGGUGGGCGGAUCACUUGAGGUCAGUUCAAGACCAGCCUGGCCAACAUGGUGAAACGCCAUCUCUACUAAAAAUACAAAAAUUAGCUGAGCAUGGUGGCGGGCACCUAUAAUCCCAGCUAUUUGGGAGGCUGAGGCAUGAGAAUCAAUCGCUUGACCUGGGAGGCGGAGGUUGCAGUGAGCUGAGAUUGUGCCACUGCACUCCGGCCUGGGCAACAGAGCGAAACUCUGUCUCAAAAUAAAUAAAUAAAUUAUUUAUUUAAGUAGAAAAGAGGCAAUUUUUUUUAGGUUGACUGAAUAGAAUCACUAAACACUUGAGGGGUAUAAACCUCACUAAUUCUAUAGGUGAUGAAAACCAAUUAUACAUUGAUUUUUGAUUAUUGACUUUUUGCAGUAACUGAUUUUGCUGCCUGAAAUUAGAAUCUGGUUAUUUUAACAAUAAAAAAAAGUCAAGGGUGUGCCUUUUAAAAAAAAAAAAGAAAAAUCAAUAACAACAAAAAGAACUGGAAUUCAUGAUGGCUCCAGUAGAUUCUACCUCUUGGUCUUUAAUUUUUAUUGGACUGUUUCUGAGGAAGGUGUUUAUAUGUGAUAAGUCAGUAAGAUCUAAUGGAGGAGACUGAGAAACAUUAGAGGUAGAAAGAGCAAGUGAUGAAAAUUACUAGUAAAAUUGCAAAUUUUGCAAGACAAAUAGAUAUUAGUGGACAAUUUUUAAAACUAUUUACAAGGCUCAUAAUAUUUUGUCAUUAAAGCUCUGCUAUGAUAACUCCAGCCUUCUGAUGACAACACAGUAACCUAAACAUACAUAGUAACUCCAAAGUAUAAGUGCAUUUUUGACAAGGAAUAUUCAAAGUCAGUAUGAAAUAAAACAUUAUGCUAAUGUAUUGCUCAUUGAAGCCUAUAAAAGAUAUGUAUCUCCAUUACUUAGAAUUGUAAUUAUUAGGUUGCUGAAAAAGUAAUUGCGGUUUUUACCAUUAAAAGUGCAGGCAAAAACCACAAUUACUUUUGUUCCAACCUAGUACAUAGAUGUAAAACAAUCUCAGUUGUUUCUGGACCUUACCUUGGAUCACGACCUUUGAGAUGGAAAACAGCUUUGAGGAGAGACUGACAAGCCAAUGUUAAUUUGCUCUUAAUCUUAAAGAUGAUUGCACACAUAUCACUAAUGUAAUUACUUAUUUAAAAAUAGGACUGACAUAUCUUUCAACUGGUGAGCUAAAGAGAGAGGGCCGGGCGCGGUGGCUCACGCCUGUAAUCCCAGCACUUUGGGAGGCCGAGGCGGGCGGAUCACGAGGUCAGGAGAUCGAGACCAUCCCAGCUAAAACGGUGAAACCCCGUCUCUACUAAAAAUACAAAAAAUUAGCCGGGCGUAGUGGCGGGCGCCUGUAGUCCCAGCUACUUGGGAGGCUGAGGCAGGAGAAUGGCGUGAACCCAGGAGGCGGAGCUUGCAGUGAGCCGAGAUCCCGCCACUGCACUCCAGCCUGGGCGACAGAGCGAGACUCCGUCUCAAAAAAAAAAAAAAAAAAAAAGAGAAGAUUCAGAGGGGAGAAAACAUGGAAGAAAUUAGAUUUAUAUAUUCAAAUAUUAAGUGAAAAGUAUCUGAAUUUGUCAAAAUGGUUAGAUGAAAGAAACCAAAAAAACCAUUUUAUUUUUAAUCAUAAAAUCUAUUUAAUAUAUAUUUAAUAUCUAUUAAUAUUUAAGCUUUCCAGUGUAAAGCUUUGGAAAAUGUAGUGUGCUUGCCACCUUGUCUUUCCGUUUAGUAUGUUUACUAACUGUUAAGGACAGUCUUAACGCUGUCCCUAACCAAUUUCUACCCCUCAUUAGCACACCGAUCAAAUAUGUCUGAUGAAUACAUUCUCAUCAAGAGGCAAGAAUACAACAUAACCAGGUCAAAAGCCAUACUGAAAUAGGACUACCACUCAAAGUCUUUGAUAAAUUCGAUCAAACAACAUAUUUGACUAAUUUGUGAUAUGCCGACCAAACAGCAAGUUUAUUGGCACACUGGGUCAAUAAAAAGUUAUGCAAAUAAUGAAAUCCAAUAGGUUAAGAAGAUGGGUCCUUUAUCUAGUAUAAAGAAAAGCGGGGUUGAAGUUCCACUGUAGUUCCUUUCACAGAAAUGCUAAAUCUUACUGAGCUUAACUAAAUGUUCAAACUCUGGGUUGGUAAUGUGUCCUCUCUUCACACUUGUAGCUACCUGAUCAUCUGGGACUUGGGGGGCAUCUCCAGGUUGGUGAUCACUUGCAUGAACAUUUUUCCUUAGCAAUACAACCACCUUCUGUUAAGAAAAGCAUCUUGCCUUGGCUCAGAAUAUUUCCCAUCACCCACCAACACCAUACCCAAAGAAUACAUUAUAGCAAGAAAACAGAAUGUGGGCUGUGGACAAAUAGAUGUGCGCUAUGUAUAGAAAGCAUGUGGGUCACUAUUACAGGAGAUCCUGAGUGUCAGCUCCAUUUUGAUCUAAACUGUUCAGGAAAUCUAUUUUCCAAGAUGCACCACUUGUACAAACUAAGGUAGAUGCAAUCAAGUUUUCCAGUCAUAUCCUGAACCUUCUGGGGGCAUUUCUGUUUCUAGCGUGUAAAACUGACCUGUCUUCAUUGCUGCAGUUGCUGCUAUAGAUCCGUCCCUCCAACUCCCCAUGUUUUUCCAAAGGCAGUGGAUGUCUGCUUCUAUCCUGCUGAAACACAGAUAAGAGACCCUCUUAGAGUGAUAGCUGUUCGGAGAGCCUUGAGUAUCAACAGAUGGUUACAGCUCCCAAUUUGGGAGGAACUUUCUUGGGUAACGCAGGAACCUGGAGUAGUAGCAUUAACUAAGGCCCAAAGAUGGAGUGCUUAUAAUGUUACUGACAACAACAAACAAAGCCUGUGUGCAAUGGUGGGGGUGGCAAUGCCUUUAUAAAACUGUUUCUGCUUCUGUUUUUAAAAUGUUGGGUUUUGCUGUGUUGAGGAACUUUCUCUAAGCCUCUCAGCUUCUUACUGAGACAGGUUCCAAUCUUCCUUACUUUCAACACUGCCUGCAAGAGAAUGGUUUGGAAACACUCCCUGGUAAGGAUAUAAAUUGCACAGCUUCUACUUUGGAGAAUUCAGAGAUUUUUGAAAAACCGAGGGGGCAAGUCUACUCUAAGUUUUUAUUUAAAAACAUACAGUUAAAGUAUAGGAAUAUUGAGUCCCUUGGGAUUUUAACCAUGUGAUUAUGUCAACCUUCCCUAAGAACAGUUCUAUGGGAAGUAAGGAGAAAAGACCUGAGAGAGGAGAAAAUUUACUGGUUAACUUCAGAGGCAUUUCUUCAGCUGGUAGAGUCUUCCCAGUUGGGUUCUGAGCUCAUGCUCUUUGUAACAACACACUGAGCACUAAGCAAUGUAAGAAAUGGGCCUGGAUUAAGGCAUGCAGAAAUGAGAAGGAUACCUCUGCAGCUCUGUCAAUACUUCCACAAAUUGUCUGCAAAACACCCCUUUUGUGCCUAAUUUUGUUAUGGCAGCACCUCAAAAGGUGGAAGGUUGUGAAAUUCACGCAGCAUUUAUGUAAACAUUCCAUGACUCUUAUUAGUCUACGGUUGGAACCACUAUGUAGUCCUACCCAAAGACAAGGUCUGGGUCAAAUUUCCACAGGUGAGAUUUUGAAACCUGGCAUAAUUUUCUCUUCUCCUUUUUUGAAAAAAAGACUUUUAUGUGACUUUUUCUUUUCUUUCUUUUUUUUUCUUGAGACAGAGUCUUGCUGUGUCACCCAGGCUGGAGUGCAGUAGCGCUAUCUUGGCUCACUGUAACUUCCACCUCCCGAGUUCAGGCAAUUCUCAUGUCUCAGCCUCCUGAGUAGCUGGGAUUACAGGUGCGUGCCACCACACUGGGCUAAUUUUUGUAUUUUUAGUAGGGACAGGGUUUCACCGUGUUGGCCAGGCUGGUCUCGAACACCUGGCCUCAAAAGAUCCACCUGCCUCGACCUCCCAAAGUGCUGGGAUUACAGGCGUGAGCCACUGUGCCCAGCAUUUUUUCAUUCUUUAAGCUAGCAUAGAUUUCACUGGGUGUAGAAAUUGGUGUUGAAAGAAAGUUAAAUGAAUCACCCAAUCUUUCUCUAGUUUUGAAAGUGUAUUUUUUUAUCACUGUUGCACAAGUGUAUUGUUUGUGCUUAUUUUUUUUCCUUCUUUAAAAUAACAGGUUGAAUAAGCAGCCUAACAAAUAGCCAAGUAUCUUUACAUCCAGAGUAAAGUAUCUUAGUACAGGGAACUUUAUUUUCAUAGCAAACUCUUGUACUUCCUCCACAGGAAAACAUUUACUGUAGCUGAAUCUCUGAGGCCUAAAGUAUAUUAUUCAUAAACUGAAAACAUUUGGAGACAUUUCAUUGAAGAAUAUAACAAAAACAUUAAAUAUUAUGAUUAUAAAUAUUAAAAUAAAUAUUUGUUGGGCAUCAACUACAUAUCAGGUACUAUGAGGGAUGUAAUGUGGUCCCCUCAGCACAGAAUCUCACAGUCCAGAGGAAAGAUGAGAGAAGUUCCACAUCAAAGACAGUACAAGGCAAUGUGGUGAGUCCCUUUAUUCCUGCCCUCAACCAUCCUAUUGCAAAAGGAAAUCGAGUCUUUAUCUAGUCAAAUCUGUUUCAGUUUGAGCAUGGUUUUUUCCAUUUGGAGCUACAGAUAGGUCUUCUGCUGGUUCUUGUGACCUUCACACAGCUCACAUAAAGAGUGUCACGAAGCCGGGUGCGGUGACUUAUGCCUGUAAUCCCAGCACUUAGGGAGGCCGAGGCAGGUGGAUCACUUGAGGUCAGGAAUUGGAUACCAGCCUGACCAACAUGCUGAAACCUCAUCUCUACUAAAAAUAUGAAAAAUUAGCCGGGCAUUGUGGCGCGCACCUGUAAUCCUAGUUACUGGGGAGGCUGAGGCAGGAGAAUUGCUUCAACCCAGCAGGCGGAGGUUGCAGUGAGCUGAGAUGGCGCCACAGCUCUCCAGCCUGGGUGACAGAGUGAGACUCCAUCUUAAAAAAAAAAAAAAAAGUGUCACGAAAAGUGUGAGCUAGAUGAAUAUUUGCCAGGAUUUAGGGCAACAUUUGAUAGGCUAAACGUGGCAAGUGUGAAUGCCUUGCUAGACAAGAUAAAUAGCAACCAGAAUCUCUUGAAUCUCUGGAAGAGGAGCGAGAAUUUUGCCAAUUUGUUCUAAAGAGGAAAGGAAAUGAAGAAAGGUGUUCCUCAACUUGGUCCAGCACUGAGUCUGUAUGCCCCUGACGUUACGGGAGAAGGAGAUGGAAUUCAACACUUUAAAAAGUGUGGGGGGGUUGCUUGAAAAGAGUCUUCUAGGUUCAGCGGCCCCAAAAAGUCCCUCCUAUGACCACUGUCAGGGAGCGUGGGAAUCCAUGCUGUCCAAUGUUAGAAUGACCCACUCCGAAAUGCAAGGAGUUGAACAAUCAUUCAGCUGGCUGCAUUUCAUGUUUAUUUACUUCACUUUUUGGGUGGAGAACAUUUUCACUACACGCUGCUCAAGUGAUCCCCUGAAAAUACUGUUUGCAUGAGAUUGGAUCACACAUACCAUGUAUCAUCAACAUCUAUUCUUCUAAGGAGUUCUGAUCCUCUGAAUCUGGAAAUUGUUUUCUUUUCUUCACCCUAUGCAUACUCAGUGUUUUAGACACAUAUAAAUCCUUACUUUUCCAAGUAUUCGCUGUGUUUUAUAUUUCAGCUUUUGCCCACACUAUCCCUCUACUGGAAUGCCUUCCUCUCCCUAUUCCCUUUCUAAAUUAUUAAAAUCAUAUGCAGCCUUCAGAGCCCAGCUCAAACAGCACUAGAACCAUGAAACCCUCCCUAGUCUUCAUGGAAAAAAAUUUCUGUACUCAGCACUACCAUAUUAAUUUUUUCUUAUGUUUUUUAGUAUCUUUCCCAUUCUGCCUGAGAUCAUAGCUAUUUGGUGUUUGUUUUUCCUAUGAACUUUAAGCUUUUUGAGAGAGAGGAUCAGACAAUACUUAACAAAGGACUUCUAGACAGAAGAGCCUCAGGAGAGGUAAAAUGACCAGAUGUUUUGUUUACCAUAUAUCCUUAAUGCCUGUCAUAGUGUCAGAAACAUAGUAUAGGUUCUCAAUAAAUAUUUGUGUAAUUAUUAAGUGGAUGACAGGCCUGGCACAUAGUGCACUUUAUAAAUAUUGAACUAAACAGCAAAUUGAUCUUCAGUUUGUGUAACCUUAAACUACCAACCUUUCAUCUUCUCAGUUGACUCAAAAUUCCCAGUUAAAAAAAAUUUCUCCUUUUUAAAUCAGUCUUCCUCCUCUCUUCAGCAUUUUUUCUAAGACAUUUUUGGUCUUUUCUGCUGUGUUUCAGCAGUUACAUUUAAUUUUCCUUUUGUGUGUUCUAAGGACCUUAACACUAUCCAAAAAGUAACACCAUUCAAAAAGUUUAAGAAGUGGCUUUUAUUUAAUUGGAGCACACCAUAUCUAUCCUUUUGAUUUGAUUGGGUUUCCUUUCUCUUUGAGAAGAAGUCAUGCACAUUGUCACUAGAUUACGUUACCUAAGCAAUUUUUACAAUUUGGAUGUGGAGGGAAGAAUAAAAGAUGUCAUGAGAGAGACGAGGCUACGGAAGUGUAGUUGAGAGAAAGGGGUCUCCACCUACCUAUUUAGCUCUAAAUUUUAAUCAAACUGCUGCCAAAUGCUGCCCGUCCUUUAAGUAGAUAAAAGAAUAGUCUGUCUACAGGCUGUUGGCCACAGUUGAGCAUGACAAUGUUUACACACUGCAUUUUGGCAUCAUUUCAUGAAUAGAUCCCACCCCCUAUAUCCCUAAAGUGAAGAUGUCAUAUAGUUCAGCCAAAAUUAUCAAGCCACUGUAAAAGCUAUAUAAUUGAUAUGAUUAACUAUUUAGAUAGAGCACAGAAAAAAAAUCAGGGUUACCUUGACAAAACCAUGUUACCCCUCCCAAACUUUUAUAGAGAUAGAAUCUGGCCUGUUGAUCUCAAAGUAGAAAGAAAGCAUGCUAUUUAUACUGCCAUGAUCUUUGGCUUCAUUAGAUCCUUCCCCUGAAGGGACAAAAAAUGGAAUCCAGCCCCUUAAAACAAAAAUGAUAUCUAACUGGGAAUCUAAUGAUAUCUAAGACCCCCAGGUUGGUAAGCUCCUAACCACAAUCCCUUUAUUACCUCAUGGGACCUUAAUUUCCUUUCAAGUAAAACAUUUCUGUCCUAGCUUUCUCACAAAACUAUUUCCCAUGUCUUUCUAUUUGGGUUUCAUAGCUAAGUAACUCCAGAAUUGAGUGAAAUAUUCCGAAACAUUAAAUGUUUUGUCAUUGACUCUUUUACUUAUACUAUUAAUAUUAAUUACUCUUAUUCUACCUCUGCUUUUUAAUUUCUUUGUAUAAAGAGAACUUGAUAACUAUCAAGUUAAUUAUGUCUUCUUCUCAUAAAAUUUUUGAUUUAGAAAGAUUUAGAUAAAGUCAUAGUAUAUCUUGAAGGAAACAGCCACCAUUGCUGUCUUUGAUAGCAUGAUGCCUCAAACUCUCCAGGGGCCUACUCUUUGGUAUCUUAUAGCCCAGUGUCUAUACAUUUACAUGGGUAAAAGAAUGCCAAUGUCUCUUUGAACAAAAAUAAAUGAAAAAUGAACUGGAAAAGUGAAAUAUUAAUUGAGAGAGUGACAUUAUCUUAGGAUAGUAAGAAUAUUUUAGAAUAGUAAGAGUACUUUAAUGAAAUAUUUUUAAGUAAGAGCAUUUUAGAAUAAUGAGAAUAAUGAGUGAGUAAGGAACAAGAACAGACUAGGGCUGGGAAAGAGGGGAAUUAAUAAGUUAUUAAGGAAGAAAGAAUGAGAAAGACAAAAGAAGGGCAAUAGAGGACUGAUACAGAGAAUCAGAGAGGAACUGGAUAAAAGAAAUCAGAUUCAGGCAUAUCCUCCAGUCUCUUCGUUCUGGUGACCAUGCCCCUUCUUCAGACAGCCCUGAAUUCCCUUCCUCUCUCUCUGCUCUCUCUUGGCCAGAGGAGUAAUCGUUCAGCUCUUCUUGGUUUCUGCCUUCCCUCCUGCUCUUCCAGAUGUCAAAAGAAGAAUUUACAGUGAAAAAUAAGGUGCAUAUUAGAAAUAUAUUUAGUUUAAUUGCUAUUCAUUUCUAGAAACUAUUUUUGUCUAACGUCAUAGGUAAUGCUUUAGUCAUACAACUUCUCAGAACAAGGAAAAAAGUUAUCUCAUUUUUAAAAAUUACCAGAGUACUUUUCUUUUUUCUUUUCUUUUCUUUUCUUUUUUUUUUUUUUUUUUUUUUUUUUGAGACGGAGUCUCACUCUGUCAUCAGGCUGGAGGCUGGAGUGCAGUGGCACGAUCUCAGCUUACUGCAACCUCCGCCCUCCGAGUUCAAGCGAUUCUCCUGCCUCAGCCUCCCGAGUAGCUGGGAUUACAGGCGCCUGCCACUGCACCCGGCUAAUUUUUUGUAUUUUUAGUAGAGACGGAGUUUCACCUUCUUGGCCAGGUUGGUCUUGAACUCCUGACCUCGUGAUCCACCUGCCUCGGACUCCCAAAGUACGGGGAUUACAGGCGUGAGACACCGCGCCCGGCCGUACUUUUCUUAAAUAAAGACUAAUGUCAGACAGUGUGGCUACAGGUAAAAGCUCUGUGGAGAAAGGAGCAAAAUUAUUGUCCUAUCAUAAGACAGAAAGGGACCUUGAGAGGAUCUGGUUCAUUUGUCUAUCUUCAGGGAAGGAUUCAUGCUAUUCUUAAAUUCCUGGAGCGAAGGGGUGAACAUUUCCCUCUGUAACCCACCCUUAUAAAGCAACAAAUUGUGUUUCAUCUCAAUAAAAUCCUCUAGUUUAAAUUACUGCGUUCAACUCUGACAAAUACUAUCCUCAUAUUUAGUUGUACACAUCCGCAUACUCUUUUAAAGAAACAUGUGUCUGCAGUUCAGAAGAGCCACCACUAGAUGGAGACCUCAUAUCUACAUUUUAAAUCCCAGCCUUGGCAAUUCUCUGGCUUGGGGGAGCACAGUCCGAUUUUUGUUGUUGUCGUGGGUGUUUUUUGUUUGUUUGUAUUGAGACAGUGUCGCUCUGUCGCCCAGGCUGGAGUGCAGUGGCGCGAUCUCGGCUCACUGCAACCUCCACCUCCUGGGUUCAAACGAUUUUCCUGCCUCAGCCUCCCGAGUAGCUGGGACUACAGGCAUGCACCACCACGCCCGGCUAAUUUUUGUAUUUUUAGUAAAGACAGGUUUUCUCCAUGUUGCCCAGGCUGGUCUUGAACACCUGGGCUCUAUCGAUCCGACCGCCUCGGCCUCCCAAAGUGCUGGGAUGGCCUUACACAGUCUGUUUUUAUGCCCCUUGUGCUGAUACAAUUGCUAACAACACCCCUUUCCUUUCUCCUUUGAGAAAAUUUGAAACAAUGCUCUAAAUUUACACAAUUUAAGAAAAAAACAAGAGCUUUGAGCUUAUUUUAGGCAGUUUAUAUGUUUUUUUACUAAACCUCUCAGAUUGUAUCAAUCACCCAAAACCUAAUGAGACAGAAACCACUUUCUCAGUGAGGCUUGAUUGUUUAAAGUUUUGAUGUUCCUUAAUUGUUCAGUUUAAUUAUUAUACCCACCAGUUUAAUAGUUCUUCUCUAACUUGUGUUUUCCAAAUAUUUUGCUCCUAUCUCCCAUUAUUUUAGCCACACUUCCUUCAGGUAUGCCCAUUCCAAGUAUGUGGGAAUAGAUUUGUCUCAAGUUACUCAAAAUUUAUUUUUAAAGUUAACUUUCCAAAACUUAAACAUCAGGAACUGUGGUUAAGUUUGCCUAGCCUUCUUUAUGUAAUUCUAAAACUAGUCCAAUCUGAAUAUGUGUGCAUCUGGGUAUAGCUUUAUUUCCAUCUGGCAAUAACUAGGCAUCUACAAUAAACGCCUAAUUUUUCAUUUUAUUUAUGUGUAUGAGUAAUCAGCAUAAUAUGACAAUCAGAUUUUAUUUUAUUAUGAAGUGAAUAAGAAAUGUAUUUCGAAAUGUAUUUCAAAAUGUCUCUCACAAAGUGAUCAUUGGAUUCCCAAGGUAGUUUGCAAUCUCCCCAGCCUCUCUCCUUUCAGUGGGAAUAUCUGGGUGCUGAAGGCAGAGAACCCCUGGCGGCCUUGGUGACAUGUGUCCUCAAGCUAUUUUGGUUCUUCUUAGUCAUUUGAAAUUCCAGGGCCUCUGAUGGCUGGAUCAUUGCUAAAAAGGCCAAAUGUUUUUGUUUACUUCCUCUAAGCUAAUUAUAUCCUCACCCUCACAGCUUAGCCAGCCUCCUGGUCUGAGCUUCUUCUUUGCUAAUUCCAUCAAAGCCCUACUUAUAUGGGUUUCAGGUGUUCCCCUGCCAACCAUUUAAUCUUUUUUUCUUCCAACCCGGAGCAAAGGUAGAGGGAAGACAAGGUGUUCUUUCCCAAAGUUUAUGUGAAGCCAUUUAUAUCCUCUGGUGUUUUCCUCCAAAAAAAACAAUUUCCUUCUAGCCACAUGAUCACCAGAUACUAAUACAGAAUACUCUUUCUUAGCAAAUUCAAUUUAACCUUCUUUGGGGGUUAAUAUUUUGUAAGUUCUUUCUGACCUCAAGCCUGCCAAUUUUAGUGCACCAUUUUGGGUUUGUUUACCAAGUGUUCUUCCUCUCUUUUCAGAGAAGUUAAAUAUCUCCUUAACAAAUUUAAAUUGUACACAACAGUGCCACCCAUUUUAAAGCAAAUACGGCAGGUGUCCACCAUUGUUUUGGAUACAGCUUUUGAGUUUUUGAUUUGCCUGAUGUUCUAUUUCAUCUUUUUUAUUCCUUCUAUUUUCCAUAACCUUUUAAUGAUAGGUUUAGUUGUAAAAUCCAGAACUAUUUAAAUACUAGAAUGAAAAUUACAUAGAAUUUUACUGAAGAGUAUAAGAGAAAACGUCUUGAAAGUUUGUAUGUAUGUAUUCCAGUUGCGCUUUUUAUUUCUUUUUUCCUUUCUUUUCUUUUGCACUACCUCAGAUUUUUGGUAUCCACUAUUAGCGAAGUAUUUUUUUCUUUGUCUUCUAUGGAUAAUCUUAAUUUUUUAUUCCUAGGAGCAACCUCUAGGUCAGUGCUUGCUAUCCAGCCACUAGCAUAGUUCCCCAGGAGCAGGCUAUGAUCAUCUCCUCAAAGCACGGGGGCUUGUGGCUUAUUCUUUUCACUUUUUUACCCAUCUCCGUGCCAUACUGUAGAACAAACAUCAUUUUUUUAGUUCUGUCAUGAGGUAAAGAUGUAAAGAUGUAAAAAGCUCUGCUUUUAGGUACAACAAAUGGAAAUAUCAUCUAGGCUGGGUUGGGGUGCAGGACCCCCAGCAGCUGUGGGAAGAGAAGAGAGCAGGAGAAGCUGUCACUUAAAAUGCACUGAGAUCCUUUUGAAACAUCUCACGCACUCCUCCCCAACCCCGACUCCAAGGGUGCUGCUUGUCCAACUGUGUCACCUCCCUGACAAAUAAGUGAAUAUCCAUCAUAUUCAAGACUUCACUUUUAUUGAUGAUCAUUAAGCUAGAAUCUGUAAAAGAGAAAGUUGUUAGAUAGUGAACAAGUCCCAUUCUCUAAAAGUGAUUUUUUCUCUAGGAUAUCAUCAUCCAAACUAUUCUUGCCCUGUAAUAUUUGUCUAUACUGUCUUGAUUGUUUUAAACCAGCCAUCUUUGAUAGCCAGUUUUGGGAUAUAAAUCUUCAGCCAUACUUGUAGAAUCGUUUGACUAAGCAACGGGUAUCUUGCACUUGAUAGGUUCUCACAGUCUCAUUAUGAUCAAGACAGAUAUUCUAGCAGGACAUCACUGCUAUAUUCUUUAUAAAACCAUGAAUGUUGCUAGCAAACAGUUCAGGCAUUUCUUUGUGGCCAUUUCCCAGAGAAAUUCAAACUUGGGAAUUAAUAUCUCUCUCUCUCUGUGUGUGUCUGUGUGUGUGUCUGUGUGUGUGUGUGUGUGUGUGUCUAUAUAUCUUAUCAGGCAAUUUUUUUUUUUUUUGCAUUUCCACGUUUCCCAAAAAAUGAUAGUUACUAUCCCUGUCACCUAGGGCCCUAGGUCAUCAUAAACUACUCAAAGUGAAGGGACUAUAUUUUCUUCUUUUGCUUGGUCUUGCCAUAAAUAUGCCCCGCAGGUUCACCUAUACCCCAAAAUAUAUACUUAUAUUUUGAGUAUUCAUCCAGACCUGUAGGUUUGAAUCGAGAGAUGUUUAAGUAAUUCUCUUGUAAGUCUGCCUCCGGACCAUUCUAAGGUUUGUCCUCUAGCCAAUCUAUAUGUUUAUCCUUUUUUAAAAAAUUAUUUAACUGUUAAAACAAUUUGCCUUUUUCUCACUGUGCAUUCAAUUUAAUCAACAAAUGUUAAUGAACAAGGGGUUAUGUUCAAAAUUCUAUUAUAAGAACAAUGGAAGAUAUAAAUAAGCCAUGGUCCUACCCCUCAAGAAACACAGUCUAGUGGGGAGACACACAAAAAGUCUAAUAAAUGCUAUCGUGUAGGUACAAAAUAUGAGGAAAGAACACUGUAUUGUCACCUUCUCUCACAGUUUAAUAAAAUGGCAAAUGCUUUCUUUCUGCUUUAUUGCUUUUUUAAUGCCUUUUUUUUUUUUUUUUUUUUUUUUCUGAGACAGGGUCUUGCUCUGUCACCCAGGUUGGAGUGCAGUGGCAUGAUCAUGGCCCACUGCAGCCUUGACCACCUGGGCUCAAGUGAUCCACCUCAGCCUCCUGAGUAGCUGGGACUAUAGGCAUGCACCACCACUCCUGGCUAAUUUUUUAUUUUUUGCAGAGACAGAGUCUUGCUAUGUUGCCCAGGCUGGUCUCGAACUCCUGAGCUCAAGUGAUCCUCCCACCUCAGCCUCCCAAAGUGCUGGGAUGAUAGGCAUGAGCCACCAUCCUCGGCUCUAUUGCUUUUAUAAUAUGACCCAAGGAACGUUUUCUGUUAUCUCAGGAAGGAAAGUUCUUGUCCCUUGUAUAUAUGUAUCUUGUCAAAAAGGACAAGGCUCAGGUGACAGUGGGGACGUAAAUAACUGCAGUAUCAUCCUGAAUAAAUCAUAUCACGGAGAGAUAGUCACAGGUUAGCUAAGCUCCAGCUUUUCACUUUUCUUGACUCUGUCUUUCCAAGGAGUAACCCUUUUGGGUCAAAGUCAGAGGGGGCUUGCUGGAAUCAAGGGCAGCUCCUCCUUUCUGGAGGAAGGAACUUCAUCUUAAGGCUUGAUAACAAAGGCUUACUGUUCCACUUAAAGGGAUCAAUCUGAGGGAAGAAGAGAAGUUAACCUUUAGUGACCCUUGAAAGCUUUAAAAUAAUUCUUUUGUGUUUUAGACACCUAAGAAAAAUGUACGUACAUCUGGUGGACUUGCAUAUCUUUAACACUUAUCAUGUACCUACAUACAAGGAAAACAUUAGUCUUUACUGUUAGCAAACACUCCACCACUGGGGGUUGCUUUGUGUUUAAGUACCUAAUAGACCCACCAGAGUUCAGUAAGAAAUGCAACUUGAACAGCCCCUGAGAUAAAAUUUUCUAGGAAGUAUAAAAACUAAAGAAUGCCUGGAACUAUGCAGACAUAGAUCAAGUCUCAUGCAUGUCAUUUAGACAGACAGCUGAAAUGCUGACAUGGCCUAUCCAGCCAGAGCCUUCAAUUAAGAGUUCUCCAAUGUUGACAAUUUCAGCUGCCCUAGCAGCCUCUCUAAGCACUAAGAAGUAUAGCCAUCUAAAUCCUUACAACUUAUUCUAAGGGAAGAAUCUCUUUAGAGAUUACAUUACACCAGCAAGAGAAUAUUAAUAGUCCAUAUGGCUUUAUUUCCAACAAAAUCCCAGAGUUUUUGCUUGCUCUUUGAGGUUAAAAUCAAAGAUUUUUCACUCAGGAUUAGCCUAGAUGUAGAACAGCGACUGUAUAAUAAAGUUGAGUUCAAAAAGUGUAUGAAUUCAGUUAUGGUCUGGAAAAUUAGCUGCCAUUUUGUGAUGAAGUGUUUGGUUUUUCCUUGUAGAAACUUAGUGUCAUUGCGCAUCAACUUAGAAAAUGUGAAUUGAUUAAAAAUAUGUGAUGGAUUGUGCAGCAUGCUUACAUUUGAAAAUGGAGAUUGUGCCUUUAAAUACUUAAUCAAAGGACUCCUGACCUUCAAGUACCAGUUUGGGCAUAUUACUGGAGAUCCAGGUUGAAAGGUAUUGAAAAAAAAGCUCUGUAUCUUUGUAUAUUCAGUUGUCAACAUGGAGAAGCCACCUUUUAAAAAAGAUCAGUUCUGUAAAGCAUAAUGCCUACUACACAGACAUCAUUAUUCUACUUAAAAGUCUUUUUUUAAAAUUCCAAAUACUUGUGGUAGUAGAAAGCAAUAAAUAUUCUAAAAUGAGGGAUAUUGGUCCUUUUGUGACUGAGCUAUAUGAUAAACUAAGGAAAACUACAGAAGUUAUGUCUAUUAACUCUUUAAGGUACAUGAUAUAGCAAAUAAUCAUUUGUACAACCUCAUAGAAAGUUGAGAGGAUUAAUCAAAUUGUUUCAAAAUUUUUAAGGAGCCAAAUUUAAAUUCUCAAUACCCUAUGAGAUUUUUUAAACUAUUUUAGAUUCUUACCAGAAGAAUGCAUAGAUGUAGUAAAACCAUUAAAUACAGUAGUAUCUGGUGGCCUUUCUGUGUGGAGGAGCUCGUUUGUCCAAGGUAUGAUCUACCAGUGAGAAGAUCAGUGCCAGGUCACAGAAAAAGCUAAUCAUUUUUAGUUUAAUCCUGACCAGCUAGUCUUCCUCCAGGCAUCAGCUACCUGAUUUUAAAGAGACCAUAUUAGAAAUGAAAAGCAGCAGUCUCUAUCAUAUGUUAAAUUCAAAGGCAUAGCUGCUCGUGAAGACCCUAUUAUGUUUUAUUUGCCUAUCGGAGAAAGAGAUCUGCCUACCUGCCUUUAGGAAAAAGCAAUGCUUUAUGUAGCUUCAAUUAGUCCUGCAUCAGGUUAUUCUAAUGCUUCCUACUGCAAAAACCAAGCCCACAAGUCUCCAAUCCUAAAAGUCACUAGAAUAUUGAUAUAAGGAAUUCUGUGUCAGCAGUAUCUCAGUAUUCAAACCUCUGUUUAGGGUCCUGCAUGUACUAUCAAACAGCAAGUGAUAGAACAUUCAGGCGUUUUAUUGGAUUUCAGAAUUCAGAUUCAGAAUUAAGUACUCUUGGGAUAAAGGAAAUUAACGAGCUUUUGACAUUUCAAGAACUCAUUGAGAUUGUCAAAGGCUUCAGUAAUGAACUCUAACAAAUAGAUCCAGAAGUCAUAAGUGAGAAAGAAAACAAGCAUGUCUAGUGAAAUCUGUCCAGUGUACGUAACACUGCACAAAGAGCAUAUUUUAUUCAGACCAUUUGGAUUCAGAUGUACCCUAAAGACAACUAUGCUAUAAUGGCUUGUCUCCUACUUCCUGGCCUCUAGCCCUACCCAUUGCCCAGGUGGACGUUAUGUUUUUAGUUUUUCCUUUGUGGGUGAGGGAAGAAGAGGACAUCAGGUGAAGUGUGCCAUUACUAUUUGAAAACUAGCUCUGCAGGAAGGGUUAAAUCAAAUCCUUUACAGGGUGACCUUCCUACAUCUCCUUAGAGCAACUGCAUUUCAAAAUAGGCCAAAGCUGAAGUCAUAGGAAUGAGACAUUAAUUGUAGGUUUUCAGGAAAGCUUCGGAGACACGGCAGGUACAGUCUCCUUAGAGCCUUUGAAAAUACAACAUGUAGGUCCUUCUCAGAUUAUGCUGAAACUCCAAAUCCUUGUUAAAGGUUUUCCUGGACUCCUACAGUCUGGUUUGAUCAGUUUAUUAUUAAGUACUGAAUGACAGAGAAGGGUACACAGGGAGGACUUGUAUCACAUGAAGUAAAAUAAUUAUUUCCUUAAUGAGAAACUUAAUUCUAGGGUACUUACAAUAGCUGCCUUAUUGGGGGAAGGGAGGCAUAGAUUUGCAAAUGGUGGGUUUUUUCGUUUUUUUGUGUGUUGGAGUAAUUGAAAAGAUACAUCAAGCAAUAAUAAACUAGAUGUGCAAUAAUCUUGUCGAGUAGUAUGUGCUGGUUUUGGAAAGGUGAAAAGAAAAUUGUUACAUCAGGCUGCUUUUAUCAAGCUAAGCAUGGGCAUGCCUUUCCAAAGGGUAUAUUUGAUCCUACAGUUAAUUUUAACAUUGGGCUGCAAGCUUAACCUCAUCAGGAGUGGAAUUAGAUUUUACAAAGUUCCCCUUAUCCAAACUACAGCACGCUUACUACUUUCUCCUUCCAUUUUCCACACCUCAGCCCCCUAGGACCAGCUACUGGUAAGUCAUUUUGUCCAUUUUCAUUGAUCUGGCCACAUAAGGAACAUCCUGUUUCUUUAAAUCCUCAAUGCUUAAAUUGCCAUGUAGAAAUCAACUCCCUAUCAAUUUUCUACAUUUAAUCCUUGGCUUCUUGUCAUAUUUUCAUUUUUCUGCACUGGUUCCCAUGGCAACAAGUCUGUUGGCAGAGAAAGUAUGACUCUGCUUUUAGCCUUCUGCACAAGACAAAAUCCUUCUGGUGAUCCUCAGGCAAGUAUAAUAUAAAAAGUCAGGAAUUGACUACAGUUCCCUUGGCUAAUGCCUCUAAUCCUUUACUCUCUUGCAUGCAUUUUCCACCUUAUUCCCAAACCAGGCUUGAGAAAAAAAGCAUUCAAGGGCCCUGCCCAGUAUCUCUUUACUGAUACAAGUAUUCAAAGGCCCUCCUAUCCAAUCACAGCCACAAAGACUGAAUAUUUUGGUUCAGAUGGCUUUCCCUUCUCCCUAAGUGUCAGUGACUUAACUGACAUAAAUGCAUAAUUAAUGACAAGGACCACUGGGAGCAGCAUCGAGAAGCAACUUUCAGUCAUUUUUCUAUAAACAACUUUCCUCAGUUCGCAACUGAGGUGUAGCCCAGGGAAUAAGUAUGUCCUGAAUUGAGCCUUAAAUCAGUGACUAAUAAGGCAAUGGAACACUCAAGCAGAUUUUCCUCUAAUGAGUAGUUAAGUGGCACAGGAGGAGAGGCCAAGGAGUCAUCCCAGAGUUCUAAGCUCAUAAAGAGGAAGAGAUAACAAAAGAUGUAGAUAAGAGGACAUUGUUAACUGGUGGCUGCAAAUGAGCAAGGGAGCUUCAUUCAGUUGGGACAAUUCAGGGUUCAGGUACGAAAAGGGUAUGAAGCCUACUGAAAAAUAAGGAAAUGGAGCAUGGAGAAAGAAAGGGUUUUUAAGAGUUAAGUCAGUAGAAAGGGAGCCUGCAAAUGAGACAAUAGCUUCAUGCAGACUUUGGCCCAACUCUGUCUACAAAUACUUUUGCAAAUAAUGUUUCUCUUAAUAAAAUGAUAUAUUUUGUUUUGAACUUUGGAAUUCCAUUGUGGCUUGGCACUAAAUUAUAGGCCUAGCAAUCCUAAAUCUCCUAUGUCCUCAAUAUCUAGAAACAAGCAGGAACUGUUUGUCAGAAAUUAAACAGGACUUAUUUGAAUGUGCUUUAAAAAAAAAAUCAAUGAAUUCAGGGGAAUGAAAAUACAUGUUAGAAAUUAAAAUGUGGUUAUCUCAGCUAUAGUUAAGAAAAUUAUCAAAUGUAAAUGAUCCCUUUUUUGCUGGAUCUUAUAAAAUAUGUGAUACUUAAGUACACUGAAGUUUUAAAGUUAGCUGCUUAUAUUGUACAAAGAUAUUUUUGGCUCUUUAAAGGUUAUUUUCCUAUAUUAAGAAAAGGUUUCUUAUAUUGAAAACUUUUAUGGUGACUCAGGUUUUGUGUCUAUGUAUAGGCACACAUAAAUAGGAGGUGUUUUUCUUUGCACAUUUGUUUUGCACAGCUAAAAUAAUGAGGUUAAAUAAUGCCCAGGUAUGCAGGUCAAUUGACCUUUUUAAUAGCUUAACGAAAGCAUUUGACAAAUGGACAAAAGAAAUCACAUUGUAUUUCUUUGUAUCUCUCCAUUCCUCUUACCCUUCCCCAACCCUCUACUAAAGAAUAUUUCUUAUUUAGUCAGGAAAUCUUAUGUAAUAUUUUUGGACGGUCCAUAGGAAAAGCAAGAUGAAACUCUCAGGCAGACAACAUAAAGCAGCUCCCAUAUCUGCUAGAAAGGUCAUUAAUUUUCAGAAUAUAUUGUUGAAAUAAUUUUUAUUUUCAAUACUUGUAGUCUUUCCACUCAGAGGACUCUUAUUUGGCUUGAAUGUGGAAAAGGCAUCUGGUUCAGGUCAGUAAGGACUGUUGUAUGUAAGUUUUACUCUAGAAAAUUUGGUUUUAGCUUUGAUGACACCUAGCGUCAGUGGAAUGCAAUGAAUGCUUAAUACUUCGGCUUUAUAAUGUUUGGGCAUUUCUCUUUAACAUCCUCAAAUACACUUUCAUCCUUGAAAACACAAGCCUAUUUUCUGUUUGAAAUGAAGAGAAAGGUAAUUGACAGAUAAACAGAUAGUUUUUGUUUGAAGAGCCAAUCAAGUUUCUCUUUGUACUCAGUAGGGACUAAAGGAAGCUUAAGGAUAAUGACAUUGUCUUCAUAUGAAGAAGAAAUUUUUUACUAGUGGAAAAUUAGAAGUAAAUCUACCAAAUUCUGUUUGUAAAUUUUAAAGACCACCACAAAAGACCUUGAAAAAAGUGAAACUACUGCAAGAUUACUGUUGCUUAUUGAAAGUAAUAAUACAGUUUUAUUUUUUCCACUUUAUAACUGCCCAAGGGCUCCCCCAACCAGCUAUAUAUAAGAAAACCAUAACAUGAACUAGGGUCUUUCUAUUCAAAAAAGAAAUAUUAAACUAACAUAAGCAAUUCUGAAGGAAGACAGUGGUAGGUUUUCAGAUGGUUUGUUAAGAAUUAUAUGUAAAAGGAUACUAGAUAUUAUGUUUUGGAUGUUUUCUAAGUAUCUAUGAAAAUUAUUUUUUCCUAAACGAUUUCAUAAUUGAUUACUUUUGACCUCAGUUAUUUUGGGGCAUAAUCCUUUUACUACUCUAUAAAGAAGUUCUACUUCUACCUAUAUGAAUUUGUAUUUUCCCAUAUGCCAAACACACACACAUAAAUUUUCUUUUUCUCAUUUCAGCUCAUAUAAUUCAGUUAGUGAAAUAUUUCACUCUUCUGUAAGUUUAAGAAAAAUUCCUAAGCAGUGAUACAACUUUGGGUCGCUAUUUUAGUAAAAUGAAGAGUCUCUAGACUUUUUUUUUUUUUUUAAUGAUCUCUGACUUCACUACCAUAUGUGCAGCACAACAGUGACAUCUUAAGGCCAAGUAACCAGAGCUCCUUUAGCCAGAGAAAGAACUUGAAUUGGGAUCUGAUUUCAAAGAAAUCCCAUUAUAUUAUCAAGUCGUUUUCAAAUUUACAAUAUUCGACUGGUAAAGAAAGUGCUUCUUUAUGACUUCUUUUGCAGUCUUUGUGAACCUUUUAAUGUGCAAUAGUAAACAUUGACAUUUUACAUAGACAUAUUGUAUAUUAAUGCAUGCAUUUCACUGCAUAGUUUAUUGACACUACCCUUGUAAAGCUUUUAUGGAAGAACCAACAAGCCACAGCAGUAUAGCAAAAGAGGCUUAAUCUUUAUAAAUUGGGGCCUUUUCUGUCUCUUUGCUAGCCUAGGUGGCUGUAUACAAAUUCGGGUGGGAGGGGGCAGGAAACACCUCUUCACAUUUAAGGUUUUCUACUUGGGUGUACUCUAGCCAAUUCAAAACAAAUUGCUUACUUUAAUAAUACAAUUUUACCAUUUUAUAAAAAAAAUCAAAUCACAACAUGUUUAACUGAAAUGGCUGUAUUGUAAUUAAUAUUUUGAGAUAAUUGUGAUUUUGAGCUUAAAUUAUAUAUAAAAAAUUGUCAUUUUUGUAUGUGUUAAAAAGACUACUAUAUCACAAUUAAAAGUACUUUUUAGUUGAACUACAUAUUGAUGUAAAUAAAACUGAAUGAAGACAUAUUUACUACUUUAUUAACAUAGAUCGUGAAUGUACUUACUGGUUUUUUUGCAGUAUGAGACCAUAACAACCUUGAAAGCUGCUUCAUUUUAUGUGCAAAGAAGUCCUAUGAAUCUAUAUUUUAAAUUUACUGAACCAGUGAAAUUAAUUACUGUCAGUUAAUUUGCAAAUGCAAGCUGUAUUCUCCAGUUUUAUUUUAUGUACUGACACUAAUUGGUAAAGGUGUACAAUGUGAUUAGAAUGCAUUUUGAAGAUGCUUUCUGUACAGAUACAAAAUACAGGGACUAAAAUAAUGCUGUGCAGUGUAUAGCAGAGCCAUUUUUCGGCUUUGGUGUACUCAACUUUUUCAGUAUUUAAAAAAGUGUUUUGAAUAACAUAAAAGUCUCCUUAUUGUAUAAAUAAUAAAAUGUCACCUUAUUGUAAA
Messenger RNA from Homo sapiens (human), 27923 nucleotides. RefSeq names its product leucine rich repeat containing 7 (gene LRRC7). The coding region runs from base 719 to 5446 and encodes 1575 amino acids. The record is from RefSeq and is marked validated. Gene Ontology annotation, cellular component: cell junction; postsynapse; cytoplasm. NCBI's taxonomy places the organism in Eukaryota, Metazoa, Chordata, Mammalia, Primates, Hominidae. The transcript is spliced from 27 exons.